Messenger RNA from Lathyrus sativus (Indian pea), 1680 nucleotides. The record is from the annotation of a GenBank genome assembly. Lineage: Eukaryota; Viridiplantae; Streptophyta; Magnoliopsida; Fabales; Fabaceae.
AUGAGAAAAUCCAUCCGACUAUCAUCCGUCGGCCUCGGCCAAGCUGCAGAACCGGCGGUGAAGAAUUUCAGUACUCGUUUUUCUCUCACGCCGCUUGCAAAGCGUGUUCAGAGUCUAACGGAUGGGCAAAGAUUGGCAAUCUCGCGAACGGGAUUUGGUAGUUUGCUAUUGGUUCCGAAUCAUUCACUUAACAAGGUUUUCCUUACAGAGGUAAUGGAGGCUUGGAAUUCUGAGUUGCGAGUUUUUGAGAUGGGUUCUGGGGAGAUUGGGUUUAGUUUGUUGGAUGUUGCUUUGAUUUUGGGGCUUCCGGUGGUGGGACACCGUGUGGAGCUGAGUGAUGAUGAAUUGUUUUCUGAAUUGGAAGAGGAGUACGGGGCUUCACGUGCAAAGAGAAAGGUAGCUAUGGCUAGUCUUGAAGCGAGGCUUGAUUCUAUUGGGGAAGUUGUGAGUGAUGAUUUUGUGAGGAGCUUUUUGCUUUAUACCAUUGGGACUUUCCUUUCUUCCAAUGAUGGGAAAGUGGAUUCACGGUACUUGUCUUUUCUUGGGAAUUUAGAUGGGGUUUCUAGUUUUGCUUGGGGUGCUGCUGUUGUUGAAGAUUUGUGUCAGUGGCUUGAUAAGAGGAAAGACAACAAUGUACAAUAUGUUGGUGGUUGUCUCAUAUUUCUCCAAACAUGGUCCUACGAGCACUUUGAUAUGGCACGGCCAAAUUUGCUAGAUGAAGAUAGAACUUUUCCUCGUGUGUGUCGAUGGGAUCACAGUAAAUCUCACCCAAGGCAGCGGGGUACUUCAAGGUUUAAGGAUCUACAUGAUGACCAGAUAAUUUAUAAACUUCAACCUACGUCUCAAGAGUUACAAAUAGACAUAAUAAAAGAAGCAAUGGAGUUACUAGGUGACAGCAAGGUUAAAAGGGAUGGAAAUUAUUCAGCAAGCACAUCAAGUAAUCUUUCAGAGGAAGAUGAAGAGAUACAGCUUAGUAGCUCUAGUAAAAUAUAUACAGAAGACGGGAUUAAUUUUGAGAAUCAGGUAGUAGCGGACACUCCCACACGGUUGGCCACUUACGAUGAAGAGUAUAGAGAACAGAAAAUCAAUAUUGAAUAUCUGAUAAUCGAGGACACCCCUGAUGAAGAGUAUAGAGAACAGAAAAUCAAUAUUGAAAAUCUGAUAAUCUUGGAUACCCCCUCGGAUUCGAGCAAUCCUGUUAAAUUAGGCAGAGAGGAACAGUUCCAAUUUCAAAAACUAAUGAUGGAGGACUCUUUCACAAAUUUGAGCAUAUCUGAUUCUGAGGACGGAAGUAGAGAAGAUGGGUUGAACACUGAAAGUCACAUAAUCGAGGACACAACCACAAAUUUGAGUAUUGGGGGCGAAGUAGGAAAAGAGCAAGACUUGAUUGCUGAAACUCUCAUAGUGGACGACACUCCACCUAAGUUCAGCUCUGACGAUGUUGAUUUAAGGAAGAAAAACAUCAUGUUAGAAGAGGAAAUUACCGAAUUGAAGCUGAAAAUAAGCCAACAAAUGGAAGAAAUUGGAGUUCUCCGUAGAGAGAAUUUAUCAAAUGCACAAUUAAAAGCGGAGAACGAUGAGUUGAAACAAGAGUUGGACAUCUUGAAAAGCAAUUUAAAUGGCUUUGCAGACCAAACAGAGAGAGGUAUCAUGGAAUUCCUUUCUGAUGCAAUUGAAUAA